AGAGAGAGAGAGAGAGAUGACAGAUUCCAGGAGUCUUGCUCUUGAUGUCCCCCAUUAAAUAUCACUCCUAAACUAGCUAGCUGGAUCGAAACUGUAACUUGCAAAGUACAAUUCUUUUCACUUUAAAUACAGGAGGCUUUCUUUCUAUAUUCAUUAUUAAUGCCUAAUAAGUGACACCUUCACUGAUCACAUACACCUCUUAGCCAGACCCUCCAUAUCUCUUUCCCUCUGUCUUUCUAUGGCAAGAAUAAUAGAACCUCUCAUUGUUGGGCGAGUGAUAGGAGAUGUUCUUGAUUCUUUCACACCAGCAAUAAAAAUGUCUGUCUCAUACAAUAACAAGCAAAUUUGCAAUGGAUAUGAACACUAUCCAUCCGCAGUUGCGGCCAAACCUAGGGUUGAGGUCCAAGGAGGCGACAUGAGAUCUUUCUUUACACUGGUCAUGACAGACCCAGAUGUUCCUGGUCCUAGUGAUCCUUAUUUGAGGGAGCACCUGCACUGGUUAGUGAGCGACAUCCCAGGAACAACAGAUGCCACAUUUGGAAGGGAGGUAGUGAGCUAUGAAAUUCCAAGGCCCAGCAUAGGGAUCCACAGGUUUGUGUUUGUACUAUUCAAACAAAAACGAAGACAGACAAUCAACCCACCUACUUCAAGGGAUAAUUUCAGCACUCGUAAUUUCGCUGCUGAAAACGACCUUGGUCUUCCUGUAGCUGCUGUUUACUUCAAUGCACAAAGAGAAACUGCUGCAAGAAGACGCUAACCAGAUCAUGGGAUAUCGAUGGAACUCUCUCUUCUGCUGCUCGAUCAUCAUCAUUAUUGUUCUUCUUCUUAUUAUUAUUGUUGUUUUUAUAAGAAAAAAUUUUAUUAACAAAAUAUAACAACAAGUUUAGCAUGCACCAUCCAACUAAGAUCCGGUUAUACACCCACUUCAUCGACCUAGAACAACGCAUGCUAAAUAAUUAUUAUUGUUGUUGUUAUUAUUAUUAUUAUUAAAACUGAUAAUUAGUGGCCUUGAACAGUAAGUAUUAAUUUUUCAUAUGUAGCCAAAAAUCAGCUCUCUAUAUAAUCUGUUUCUUCUGUCAAUUGUUUUUUGGUGUUUUCUGCUAAAA
This is a messenger RNA of Hevea brasiliensis (rubber tree), 1106 nucleotides long. Its product is annotated as protein TERMINAL FLOWER 1. Gene Ontology annotation, biological process: negative regulation of flower development; vegetative to reproductive phase transition of meristem. The transcript has 4 exons. The record is from RefSeq and is a predicted model, not a curated record. NCBI's taxonomy places the organism in Eukaryota, Viridiplantae, Streptophyta, Magnoliopsida, Malpighiales, Euphorbiaceae. Gene Ontology annotation, cellular component: cytoplasm; nucleus. Bases 239 to 757 code for a protein of 172 amino acids.